Molecule: messenger RNA, 2698 nt
Organism: Nicotiana tabacum (common tobacco)
Lineage: Eukaryota; Viridiplantae; Streptophyta; Magnoliopsida; Solanales; Solanaceae
Product: two-component response regulator ARR1
Biological process (GO): cytokinin-activated signaling pathway; phosphorelay signal transduction system
Molecular function (GO): DNA-binding transcription factor activity; DNA binding
Source: RefSeq, a predicted model, not a curated record
CCACAAAACAAAAUAGGAAUAAUAUAAUUAUCCCCUGAAUUCUGUUUCUGUUGCUUUCUUCCCGUUCAACUCAAUAACAAGUGUUGUUAAUAUGGUAUUGAUAUAUAGUACUACUUGAUUUUUCAGAUACUGUUAAUUGGCUUGGCUUCUUGUUGGUAGUGGGUCAGUGGUGAAAUCGAUGUCAACUGUCUCUGAUCAGUUUCCAGUGGGACUCCGGGUGCUUGUAGUUGAUGAUGACCCUACUUGCUUAAGGAUCUUGGAGAAGAUGCUCAGGAACUGCCAUUAUCAAGUCACCAAGUGUAAUAGGGCUGAGGUUGCCUUAUCGUUGCUCCGCGAAAACAAGAAUGGAUUUGACAUUGUUAUAAGUGAUGUCCAUAUGCCAGACAUGGAUGGUUUCAAACUUCUUGAGCACAUUGGUCUGGAGAUGGACCUGCCUGUUAUAAUGAUGUCUGCGGAUGAUAGUAAGGAUGUGGUUAUGAAAGGAGUUACUCAUGGUGCAUAUGAUUAUCUGAUCAAACCGGUGCGGAUUGAGGCGCUGAAGAAUAUUUGGCAGCAUGUUGUUCGUAAAAAGAAGCAUGAGUGGAAGGACAACAAUUACGAUCAAUCUGGAAGUGUGGAAGAAGGAGAUCGGCAGCAGAAACUGCCAGAAGAUGCUGAUUACUCAUCUUCAGCUAAUGAAGGAAACUGGAGAAACUCGAAGAAAAGAAAGGAAGAGGAAGAAGAAGCUGAAGAAAGGGACGAUACAGCCACAUUAAAGAAGCCACGUGUUGUUUGGUCAGUGGAGCUUCAUCAACAAUUUGUGCAAGCUGUGCAUCAACUUGGAAUUGACAAGGCCGUUCCGAAGAAAAUUCUGGAACUGAUGAACGUUCCUGGACUAACCAGAGAAAAUGUUGCUAGCCACCUUCAGAAAUAUCGGUUGUAUCUCAGAAGGUUGAGUGGUGUAUCACAGCACCAGAGUAGUUUGAACAACUCGUUCAUGGGACGCCCAGACGCAACCUUUGGCACAAUAUCUUCCCUCAACGGGCUUGAUCUUCAAGCUAUUUCUGCCGCUGGUCAAGUCCCUGCGCAAAGUCUUGCUACCCUCCAAGCAGCGGCCCUAGGUAGAUCUGCUGCUACAAAAUCUGCCAUAUCUAUGCCCCUAGUAGAUCAAAGAAACCUUUUUAGCUUCGAAAAUUCCAAGUUGAGAUUUCCAGAAGGGCAACAACAACUAAAUAAUAGCAAUAAGCAAAUUGACUUGCUGCAUGGAAUCCCAACCACCAUGGAGCCAAAGCAGCUUGCUAAUUUACACCACCCUUCCCAGUCCUUCGUGAGUAUGAAUACGCAAGUGAACUCCAUGGCACAACAUAAUAAUCCUUUGCUUUUGAGAAUGUCCCAAUCACAACCUAGGGCUCAAAUGCUAAAUGGAGCGAAUAAUGGCCAUCAAGUUUCGAGGCUUCCAUUAUCCAUGCAGCAACCUUUGUCGCCAGAGGGGAUACCUGGUACUGUCCCAGCACAGAGUGGUAUUGUUGACAAUGCACGAGGGAGCGUGUACAAUCCAGUCUCCCAAUCAUCUUCAAUGGUAGAUUUCUCGCUAAAUCAAAGCAAGGAGUUGCAAAGCUACAACUUUUCUCUUGGGAGUAAUAAUUCAGGGAUGCCCACUUUGACCAAUAGAGGGAUGCUUCAGGAAGAGAUGAACUCCGACAUCAAAGGAUCUAGAGGAUUCCCUUCUAAUUAUGAUAUGUUCAAUGAACUCCAUCAGCAAAAAUCACAGAACUGGGAUUUACAGAAUGUUGGGUCAACCUUUGAUGCCUCUCAUCAUCCAAGUAUACAAGGAACUCGGGGUGUCUCAUCACAAUUGUUACUUCAGCAAGGGAUCUCUUCAACACACCACAGUGGACAAAACAGAAAUGCUCCUAGUGGUAAACCAUUGUACUCCAAUGCGGAUGAAAGUGGACAUUUUAAUCCUAUGGGUGGACCACAACUUAACUCUCUUGGUGGAAAUAUGCUUGCUGUUAAAGCUGAAAGAUUUUCCGACUCAGACUAUCACAGUACCAUUUACCACGAGCAAUUUGGACAGGAGGACCUCAUGAGUGCCUUCUUAAAAACAGCAAGGAAAUGUUGGACCAGUUGAAACUGAAUUUGGCUUCGAUGCAUACACACUGGACAAUCUUCCUGUGUGAGAUGUGAACAAAGCAUAGUUGAUGGCACUGAACAUAUAAUUCAAAGUAACUAGUGUACAUAGUUGCCGUUACAGCUGAAAAUUUCCCUAUGAACCAAAAUGAAGGAGUCUCAGUUUUCUAUUCAGUUGUAAGGUCUCAAGGUUGCUGGUUCUUAUUGGAAAAGAACUUAGCUGUCAGAUGGCAAGUAUGGAUAUCAGAUAGAUCAUAGAAGGGUAAAUGUGUAUGGUAUGCAAAGGCAUACAUGCAAAGUUUUGGCUGGUAUUGGUAGGUGAUUUUAGGAGAAUCACAUUUCUUUUGAGUAUUUUGUCAAGGAGUUCUAAUCGUGGGGUGCAGGCGCUAGAUGCAGGGAUAUUCGUAAACAGGAAGGUUAAGUUCUAACUUCAAUAAUGCAAGUUUUCUUCCCUUUCACUUUUAGGAUUGAUCUUUUAAUGUACAGAUUUCAUUUGAAAUGCUUAUUAAGAUAAGUCUGGAUUCAUAUAGGUGUUCAUUUACCUGGUCAUUUCAUGUUCUAUUUUUGAGGUGUGCAGCUCACACUUGGA